This is a messenger RNA of Bactrocera latifrons, 1876 nucleotides long. RefSeq lists its product as uncharacterized. The transcript has a single exon. Gene Ontology annotation, molecular function: nucleic acid binding. The record is from RefSeq and is a predicted model, not a curated record. The annotation marks the transcript as partial. Gene Ontology annotation, biological process: DNA integration. NCBI's taxonomy places the organism in Eukaryota, Metazoa, Arthropoda, Insecta, Diptera, Tephritidae.
AUGCAUGCAACUAUUCGUACUUCCCUCUAUGGUUUUUGUGAUGCCAGUCAGAAAGCCUAUGCCGCUGUGGUUUACGGACGCACUAUUGACAAUGAUGACAACGCCAAGAUAUCCUUGCUUACCGCGCGCACCAAGGUUGCGSCGCUGAAAGGAGCCACAAUCCCUCGACUGGAACUAUGUGGAGCUCUUUUAUUAGCCAAAACAAUUUGUAAUGUUCGCAAAGCGCUYAGUUUAGAGGAUACCUCUGUUCACUUACUGACGGACUCCAGUAUUGUGUUGAGUUGGAUACGCAAACAGCCAAUGAUGUUAAAGCCAUAUGUUGCUAAUAGGGUUCGGCAAAUACAACAAUUGACGUCAUUAGAUUGGUGGCAUUAUGUACGUUCAGCGCAGAAUCCAGCGGAUUGCGCCAGCCGUGGUGUGACCCCAUCAGAGUUGCUGAGCCAUCACUUGUGGUGGUCGGGCCCAGAUUGGUUACGUCAGRAAACAACCCCAUUUCACCAGGCACCGGAGUUACAAGCUGACGAACGUAUAACUAUGCAGAUUGAAGAGAAGUCAAGAGUUUUAACCUUCGCAUCGUCAAUUAGAUUGCAGCUUAUCACCCGACGUAUAGAUGGACAGCAUAUUCCACUAACACAGCGCUUUAGUUCUAUCAGACGACUUCUCAGAACUACAGCUAUAGUUCUGCGCUGGUUACCAAGGCAUCGCCAUUUUCGACAACGGCUUGUUACAACCCCAGAGACGGAUAACGCGCUUGAAUUGCUCAUUCGGAUUGAUCAAUCAUCCGCGUUUCCUCAAGACUUACGUUGCUUGCGCGAAGCAACCAACUUAUCAACCUCCAGCACACUACUAGCAUUUAACCCCUACAUAGAUGAUCACGGUAUCAUCCGAGUAGGCGGCCGCAUUCAUAGAUCAGCAUUGGUAGAAGAACAUCGUCAUCCAACUAUACUUCCGAAGACUAGCGAUUUAGUUAGGCUGCUUGUACACCAAACUCAUAUCGACAYCCUUCAUGGCGGUACACAGCUGAUGCUGCAGAUCCUACGCUACCGCUAUUGGAUUCUUCAUGCAAGGCAAGUUGUCCGCAGUAUGGUACAUCAAUGUGUGAUUUGCAGAAGACAUCGGGGAGUUACCAUUACUCAACAGAUGGCCUCAUUACCACGACAUCGGGUCAACGUAUCUCGGCCAUUUUUGGUGUCGGGUGUAGAUUACUGCGGUCCAUUUUCACUCCGCAUUGGCACUAAAAGAUCUCGCAGUACAGUGAAAACUUAUCUGUCCGUUUUCGUAUGUAUGGCUACCAAAGCUGUCCACAUCGAGUUGGUGGAUGACUUGUCAUCAAAGGCGUUYAUAGACGCUUUCACGCGUUUUGUWAGUCGACGCGGUUUGUGUCGUGACUUAUAUAGCGACAACGCUACAACUUUCGUCGGAGCCAAUCGGAUGAUGAAGGAAGAUCUAGCCGCUUGGCACAGUGAACCGAAUCAACAAUAUCUCGCCAACGUUGGGACGACUUGGCACUUUAUAACCCCAAGUGCCCCCCAUCAAGGUGGAUUAUGGGAGGCUGCCGUGAAGUCCGCGAAACGACAUUUGGUUCGUGUCAUCGGUAAUCAGGCGAUGUGGCAUUCGCAGUUACAAACACUAGCGACACGAAUUGAAGCUUGUUUGAAUUCGCGUCCACUUAUACCGCUGACUGAUGACCCUGAGGACAAAUACGCGCUAACACCUGGAGACUUCCUCAUUGGCGCCCCACUUCUCGCAGUUCCAGAACCGACCGUGGCGGAAAUUCCAUCUAACCAACUAAAGCACUGGCAGUGGUUACGACGAAUCCAUCAACAGUUCUGGCAUCGGUGGAGUGAAGAGUAUUUGGCGACUCUACAAUCACGAA